CUGCUCAUGGAAGACGUGGGAAAGCAGGCGUGGGCGAAGAGGGUGGUUGAGGGUGCGAACGAGGUGAUAAAUUACGUCCGCAAUCACCACUGGACGAGGAACUUCUUGCGCGAGCCAGGGGAGCUGAGGGGCAAGGUGCUGCAGCUGUUGAAGCCAGCGGGCACCCGGUUCGGAACCCAGUACAUUGCAGUGUCGAGGCUUGUAGACCUCCACGGGAAGCUGACUGUGUUGGUGGCAGGCGAAACGUGGAAGGCGUGGGCCGUAGGGAAGCAGAAGGCAGCGGCCGAUUCCAUCCAGAGCAUUGUGCUUAACCAGGCUUGGUGGGCAGCAGCUGAGUUCUUUGUCAAGCUGUUGAAACUGCCUUACCUUGUGAUGCGGUCGACUGACUCCUCGGCCAAGGGGAUGAUGGGGCAGAUUUAUGAGCUCAUGCUCAAACUCACUGUGGACGUGACUGAUCUGUUGAAGAAGGAAGACUUGCAGCUGACGCCGGAGGAUAAGGAGGGGAUUGGGGAGAUCAUCCAGCAUCGGUGGGACCGAGGAGACUAGGGCGGUUCUUGCGGGGAACAUCCCGGAUGCUCCCAUUCCAAAAGGAUACAACGUCG
Closterium sp. NIES-67 is the source of this 602-nucleotide messenger RNA. NCBI's taxonomy places the organism in Eukaryota, Viridiplantae, Streptophyta, Zygnematophyceae, Desmidiales, Closteriaceae. The record is from the annotation of a GenBank genome assembly.